GGCCGCCUCCAUUGGGGCGGGUCGGUUCGCAGUGCGCGUGCGGCCCGGGCGGAGGAGGGUAGGGGGAGCGUGGUGGGGGGGGAGGCGAUAAGUGCGCGUGCGCACUGCGGGCUGGGUUGCAGCAGGCAGCAGCGGCGGCGGUUGAGCUCGCGGGCGGUUUCCAUAACAUCUGAUCCACCAUGGCUGAUGACCUCGACUUUGAGACCGGCGAUGCCGGGGCCUCCGCCACCUUCCCCAUGCAGUGCUCCGCUCUCCGCAAGAACGGCUUUGUGGUGCUCAAAGGACGUCCCUGCAAGAUUGUGGAGAUGUCUACCUCCAAGACCGGCAAACACGGUCAUGCCAAAGUGCAUCUUGUUGGCAUAGACAUCUUCACUGGGAAGAAAUAUGAAGAUAUCUGCCCUUCCACCCACAACAUGGAUGUGCCCAAUAUUAAGAGAAAUGACUUCCAGCUGAUUGGGAUCCAGGAUGGAUACCUCUCCCUGCUCCAGGACAGCGGGGAAGUCCGGGAGGAUCUGCGUCUUCCUGAGGGAGAUCUGGGCAAGGAGAUUGAACAGAAAUAUGACUGUGGCGAAGAGAUCCUGAUCACCGUGCUGUCUGCAAUGACUGAGGAAGCUGCUGUUGCGAUCAAGGCCAUGGCUAAAUAAAGGAACCACAGGGCAGCAGCAGCAGCAGCGCCAACUUGUUCUGAACCAGAGAGGAUCGCAACCCGCAGACUGUCAGAUUUGGCUCCAAAACCACCCAAAUCUUUUUUUUUCUCUUCCCUUCCUUUAAAAAAAAGAAGCAGAAAUCCUCCCACCCCACCCUUUUGAAUUAAACAAAAGAAAACAAA
Molecule: messenger RNA, 829 nt
Organism: Hemicordylus capensis (graceful crag lizard)
Lineage: Eukaryota; Metazoa; Chordata; Lepidosauria; Squamata; Cordylidae
Gene: EIF5A
Product: eukaryotic translation initiation factor 5A
Exons: 6
Coding region: 180-644 (154 amino acids)
Biological process (GO): positive regulation of translational termination; positive regulation of translational elongation
Molecular function (GO): translation elongation factor activity; RNA binding; ribosome binding
Source: RefSeq, a predicted model, not a curated record